This is a messenger RNA of Scatophagus argus, 2615 nucleotides long. Its product is annotated as aldehyde dehydrogenase 1A1-like. The coding region runs from base 366 to 2108 and encodes 580 amino acids. NCBI's taxonomy places the organism in Eukaryota, Metazoa, Chordata, Actinopteri, Scatophagidae. The record is from RefSeq and is a predicted model, not a curated record. The transcript has 13 exons. Gene Ontology annotation, molecular function: benzaldehyde dehydrogenase (NAD+) activity.
GUUUUUAAUCUUAUCGUUAAUAAUUAAUGGAUUAAAAAUACAACAGGAACAACAGGAAAAGGACGUCAUAGCCUCGAGUUAUUCAUGAAUCUGUUUAUUAACCACGAGAUUUCCGUACAAUUUAAAGACUGCGCUUCGUGGUCAGUGCGCGCGCCUGCCUCGCGGCGCACGUGGGGUGAACGGGGAACUUAACGGGGAUUGGUUCCGUGUGAACGGUGAUCAGCGCGUGCAGCGGGUCCUCUCGCAGGGCGGACGGGGACUCCCGGUGCGACGGGACGUGAUGCAGCGCUGAGUGCGGCAGGUAUUUAAAGCUGCUCGGCGGCUCCGCGCUCCACUGACGCCCACAGGAGGCUGACAGCUGCAACAUGCCCGUCACCGGAGCGCCAGCCCGCCAGCCCGGAGCCAACUCACCGCCACCUUCCUCAGAGGGAAAGUAUGCCAACAUGAACUCCCAGCCCGAGCAGCAGCAGUCCGGUAACGGGUGCGACCACCAGAGUCCAAACCAGAACCACAAACUACAGCCUGAGACGCAGGCCCUGCCCAUGCCGAUCCCAGACCCCCCCAUUCAGUACACGGAGUUGUUCAUCAACAACGAGUGGCUCGAGUCCUGCAGCGGGAGAAAGAUUCCAGUGUAUAAUCCUGCCACGGGGAAGCUGCUGUGUGAAGUGGAGGAGGCCGACGCUGACGAUGUGGACAAGGCAGUGCGGAGUGCCCGAGCCGCCUUCCAGAUGGGGUCACCGUGGCGGUCCAUGGACGCCUCAGACCGAGGUCAACUGCUCAACAGACUUGCUGACUUGGUGGAGAGAGACCGACUCCUGUUGGCGACACUAGAGGCUCUGGACGCUGGCAAAGUGUUUCUCAUGGCGUAUUUUGUAGAUCUGAUGGCCACCAUCAAAACCUUGAGAUAUUAUGGAGGCUGGGCAGACAAGAUUCACGGCAAAACCAUCCCUAUAGGUGAGCUGCCAUCUUUUCAGUGUCCGUCAGCUAGCUUUAAGUGUGCUCAAAGCUAUCGUGAAUUAACUAUUAAUGCUUUUUUAUUUUCAGACGGAGAGUAUUUUACUUACACACGACAUGAGCCCAUUGGAGUUUGUGGUCAGAUCAUUCCUUGGAACUUCCCUGUGAUGAUGUUGGCGUGGAAGAUUGCUCCUGCUCUGUGCUGUGGGAACACCGUAGUCAUCAAACCCGCUGAACAGACCCCAUUAUCAGCCCUGCACAUGGCUGCGCUCAUCAAAGAGGCUGGGUUUCCUCCUGGAGUGGUGAACGUGGUGCCGGGUUACGGUCGGACAGCAGGCUGUGCCAUUUCCCACCACAUGGACGUCGACAAAGUGGCCUUCACGGGAUCUACCGCUGUGGGGAAGCUCAUCCAGAAGGCUGCAGGCGACAGCAACCUGAAAAGGGUUACACUCGAACUCGGUGGAAAAAACCCAAAUAUUGUCUUCGCUGACUGUGACUUGGAGUACGCGGUGGAGCAGGCCCACAGCGGUCUGUUCUUCAACCAGGGUCAGUGCUGUCUGGCUGGAUCCAGGGUGUUUGUAGAGGAACCCAUCUACGAGGAAUUUGUCCGCCGCAGUGUGGAGAAGGCCAGAUCCAAAGUCCUGGGAAACCCCUUGCAGCCAGGUGUUGACCAGGGACCACAGAUUGACCAGAGGCAGUUUGAUAAGGUAAUGGAGCUGAUCGAGAGCGGGAAGCGUGAGGGAGCCACGCUGGAGUGUGGGGGGUCCGCGUGGGGUCAGGAGGGACUCUUCAUUCAGCCCACCGUCUUCUCAAAUGUCACAGAUGACAUGCGCAUCGCCAGAGAAGAGAUUUUUGGUCCAGUGCAGCAGAUCUUGUGCUUCCGCAGCGUCCAUGAAGUCGUCCAGAGAGCCAACGCCUCACACUACGGCCUGGCAGCAGGAGUGUUUACCAACGACAUCGACAAAGCGCUAACGGUCUCCUCUGCUCUGCAGGCCGGCGUGGUCUGGGUCAACUGCUACAAUGCCAUGAGUGCUCAGUGUCCCUUUGGUGGCUUCAAGAUGUCUGGAAAUGGGAGGGAACUAGGAGAAUACGCUCUUCAGGAGUACACCGAGGUCAAGGCGGUCACCAUCAGACUCUCGCAGAAGAGCUCAUAAUGCCGUCCUAUCACAGGACGGACGUUUCCCUGCCACACCGCCACACACAUUUUGCAAUACUCACAUGGCAUCAGGAACAUUUAUUCCUGACAGGUACUUCUAUUUUAUUUUUCAGCGUCUUAUCAACACUGUGCUGACUUCCAUGUGUGUAUGUUCCUGUAGUGCUCCGUUUCAUAUGUACUGGACAGUUUAGUGGACAGCAUGCUUUCUACUGUCGCGUCUCGUUUGUGCUUGUUAGCUUAGGGAAGCUUGUUUUUGUUCAUAUAGCACUUUGCCAGAAAGGAAUUACUUUAAUAGGUGUGAUACAAAAGAUAGAAACACAUUUUACAGACUAUUUACAGGGAUUUCCAAAUGAAAUCAGUAAAAAUGUUUGCCCACAGUAGUAACCAGUAAACCUGAUUGCAAUGCAGUAAACAUGAUCGUGCUCAUAUCUGUAUACGACAAACUUCUGCGCUGUGUUUUGUGCAUUUUGUUGUAGUAAAAACAAAUUGAACUGACGCAUCUGUG